Molecule: messenger RNA, 839 nt
Organism: Cyprinus carpio (common carp)
Lineage: Eukaryota; Metazoa; Chordata; Actinopteri; Cypriniformes; Cyprinidae
Product: ribonuclease P protein subunit p20-like
Biological process (GO): tRNA 5'-leader removal
Cellular component (GO): nucleus; ribonuclease MRP complex; nucleolar ribonuclease P complex
Molecular function (GO): nucleic acid binding
Source: RefSeq, a predicted model, not a curated record
AUGGCCGAGCCACGCAGCCCGGUAUCCGCAUCUGUACCCCACAAUCCGAUGGUGUUGCCCACCCCGGAGGGCUCGACCCUUGAGAUGGACCCGGUGGAGUACACCCUCCGCAAGCGACUGCCCCGCAAACUGCCCAAACGACGGAACGACGUCUACGUCAAUAUGAAAACAGACUUCAAGGCCCAGCUGGCGAGGUGUCAGAAACUUCUGGACGCUCACAGGGAAAUCUGCAUCCACGGUCUGGGACUGGCUAUCAACCGGGCCAUUAACAUCGCCCUGCAGCUUCAGACGUCCAGCCAGGGUGCGCUGCAGCUGGCGGCCAACACAUCCACCGUGGAGCUCAUAGAUGAUCUGGAGCCCGAGGAUCCGGACGAGGCGGGAGAGCCGCUUACACGCACCCGUAAUAACUCUGCCAUCCAUAUCAAGGUGUUUUAUCCCAAACUGUAGAGCCAGUUUUAGUAUUACCACAAUAAAUGGCAACUUCAGAGACUCCAUAAACAUUCAUGUAAAGUUCGUGGUGUGUAUUAGUUGUUUAAAGGCGAUGCCUGUUUUAUUUUGGAUGACUUCUGUUCUGGUUCAGCCUGAAGCUAAAACUCUCAAAUCUUGCACUGGCUUUGCUUAUUUAUUUAUUUAUUUAUUAAUUAAUUGCUGUGGUGUUCUUGAAUGUUUUUCAUUUGGAAAACAAGAAGUAGAAAGGAAAUGUGCCAUAUGUUUUUCCACUUUCAGAAACCACUUUAUGUAUUUGUUUUCUUGUGUAUAGUAAACUCAUAACCAAAAGAUCAUGCAGUUGUGAUUUAAAGCUCAGUUUAAUGGAAGGUAAAAAUACAUUGUUAGACCUA